AUGGCUGUGACUCGCUCAGUGCUGCUGCUCACAGUUGUGAGCUGCUGCUCUGCGCUGGCAGAACCCCAGAUGCAGAACAUCUCAAGCAAAUGCAUGAGAGACACAAACUCAUUUCUCUGGGACCUGAACCAGGACAAUCCAAAGGAAUACGCUGUCGUCAUGUAUGAUUCUUACGGGAAGAUGGGAAGCAACUUGGUCGGAGGCAACAUGAACCAACCUGGCUUGAUGUCGGAGUGUCGCUCUGCUCACACUCCUUCCUUCUCUGGACAAUACUGCAAGGUCUCUCUCACUCAGGGAAAGGUUUUCUAUUUUGUGGGUAUUUGUGUUCCUGACUCUUGCGAAGAUACAGAUGCACACAUGCUGGUGCUUGAAGGAAGACUGAAGUUCAGAGAGAUCUCCCUCAUUCCGCCUUUACCAUCUGUACUCAUCAAUGAUUCUACGCAGCAUGUGGUGGGGACACAUUGUUUGUCCAAAACUGUUCAGCCUGAUGCAUCAGGAAUCGCUUGUCUGGUCCUUUGUUGUGUUUUGGUAACACUUCCUCUUGCUGCUACCCUCAUCACAGCUGUGAAGAAUGAACAACUGAGGAGGAAAGUCCCUGCUGCUUUGGAACCUCUCCCUUUGGUUGAGGGACAACCAGUUGGAGAUUUAAAGAUUAACAAUACCUCAAAUUGUGGAAAAGAUCAUUGCAGUUUAAAAGAAGCCAACCAAACCAAUGCAAGUCAGCAGGAUACUCUCAGUCAUUGCUUGCAGCAGUUUCUUCAGGCCUUCUCCCUGCAGUCAACAACACAGGGAAUCUUUAGCACUCCGGCCUCUGUCAAGGCCUCCUAUCCUUCCUUGAACGGCAUUCGAGCACUUAGCCUUUUAUGGAUCAUUUCAGGACAUGCUUUACGGUUCAUUGAAACAAGCCUUGUGGAUAACAGAAGCACCUUGCAAGCAUCUGAGAAAACAAGUCCCCUGCAUGUGUUUACUGACAGCGGGGGUGUAUACCUGGCCGUGGACUCAUUUUUGCUACUCGGAGGUUUGCUCAGCGCCAAAAGUCUCCUAAACUCAAUCCAGAGGAAUGAUGACACCAUGAGCCCCAGUCUUGUGGCAGAUUACUACUUCAAGAGGAUCAGAAGGAUACAGCCCCUGCACAUGUUUGUUCUUCUACUCUAUGUAGGCUUCACCUCUGUGUUCAGUGGAGGACCUUAUGGGGAUGUAUUACAACACCAAUGUGGCAAAUACUGGUGGACAAACCUGCUGUUGAUUAACAAUCUAUUUACAAUCCGAUUAUCAUGCCUACCUUGGACAUGGUACCUCUCACUGGACAUGCAGUGCUAUGUUACAACGCCUCUGCUGAUUCUUGCUCACAGAAAGAACAAAGUUGUAUUUGUUAUCUUAAUGAUUUUCUUACUGAUGAUGACUGUUUUGAGUGGAUUUUUCAUCAUAGCAAAUGCAAGAUCAACGGAUGAUUUCUUAUUUUUCUACUACUAUGAUAAACCGUACUCCAGAUGUGGACCCUUUGUGAUAGGAAUCCUGUUCGGAAUGUACUUGAAACUACGGAAGGAAAGCCUUUUAAAGAAAAAGUGGCAAGUGGCUCUUGGAUGGAUGAGCUCGUUGUCAGUCCUGGCGCUGGUGGUGGGAGUAGGCUUUUCCUUUUAUCUUGAUCCAGACCGUUCAGCAACAGGCCCGGCCUUUUACCAUGGACUACACAGAAUAUUGUGGGUGACGGCUCUCAGCUGGGUCAUACUGGCCUGCGAGGAGGGCUAUGGAGAGGGAGUGAAACCAGACAAGGAGAAAGUCAGAGCAAUACAAGAAAUGCCUGAACCAGAAGACAAGGCAGGUCUGCUGUGGUUUUUAGGCAUGCUACAGUAUUUGGCAAAGUUUGUCCCAAACCUCUCUGAUGUGAGUGCGCCACUCCGGAAACGUCUGGAAGGUGACGUAGCAUGGCACUGGGAGACUGAGCAGCAGAAAAGUUUUAAAAAGCUGAAGUUGCUUGUGAGUGAAGCUCCGGUGCUCAGGUACUUUGAUGUGAAAAAGGAUAUCACGUUGUCUGUGGACGCAAGCUCAGAAGGCCUUGGAGCAGUUUUAAUCCAGGAUGAACAGCCGGUGGCCUACGGUUCAUGA
This is a messenger RNA of Synchiropus splendidus (mandarinfish), 2106 nucleotides long. RefSeq names its product O-acyltransferase like protein-like. Gene Ontology annotation, molecular function: acyltransferase activity, transferring groups other than amino-acyl groups. Bases 1 to 2106 code for a protein of 701 amino acids. NCBI's taxonomy places the organism in Eukaryota, Metazoa, Chordata, Actinopteri, Syngnathiformes, Callionymidae. The transcript is spliced from 14 exons. The record is from RefSeq and is a predicted model, not a curated record.